Messenger RNA from Paramacrobiotus metropolitanus, 2845 nucleotides. RefSeq names its product beta-alanine transporter-like. The coding region runs from base 513 to 2441 and encodes 642 amino acids. The transcript is spliced from 6 exons. NCBI's taxonomy places the organism in Eukaryota, Metazoa, Tardigrada, Eutardigrada, Parachela, Macrobiotidae. The record is from RefSeq and is a predicted model, not a curated record. Gene Ontology annotation, molecular function: transmembrane transporter activity. Gene Ontology annotation, biological process: transmembrane transport. Gene Ontology annotation, cellular component: membrane.
AAUACGAAGUAUCAUUAGAAUUAUUCCCUUACUUACCGUCUUAUCAUUUCACAAAAUUGUCUAUUACAGUACGUACUUCUACUGUUCUACAGCACAAUUUCGCAUCCGACUGCACGCGAGUGGAGUUGGAAGGAGUCAGCUGAUACUGAUAAAGUUUGGUUUGUGUUCAUUUGUUUUGGUUUUCAGCGUUUUCUUCGCUUACGUCCAUAUUAUUCCCGACGAAGCGUGCGAUUAGAUAAUAUUCAUCAAAGUUGCUAUGACAGAUCUUUCUUCCAAAAAUUUUGUGGAUUUCUCGGUACUGUAUACUGGCAUGAUUAGUUUGAACUCUGUAGUAUUCGGGUCUCCGAUCGAGCAACGAACUGUGCGACACCGUUUUGUUUUGUUUUCUCCAUUGCUCAAGGCUCGGAAACCAACGAUUCCUCGUUCCUGCUCCGUUCGAGUUGCUUGUGCAGUUUGCAGCUCUCGGUUUAAUAUUCCUUUUUUUAACUUUGGUGUCGAACUGAGCAGACAGCAUGGAGGAUGUUCGAGAUGAUGAGCCGUUGUUGGACGAUGCGGAACAGAAUUUGUGCAGCCAUGCUGAAGAAAAUCCUUUGACAGAGACACCUGUUUUUCUCGAAGCGGAUCUCGGCAGAUUAUUUGAGGACAUAUUGGAAAGACUCGGCGGAUUUGGUCGCUAUCAGAAAUGCAUAAUAUUUCUUGUGGUACUUCCCAUGUUUUUCGCAUCAGCGUUUAUGCAGUCUUCAUGGCUGUUUGUUUCCGCUAUGCCAACGGAUCACUGGUGUCAUAUUCCGCUGCACAACUUAACGUUUGCGGAGGAACGACAGCUUCUUCCCUUGGAAAAAAAUGACGACGACACCGUCAAGCAUUCCACCUGUAAAAUGUAUGAUCUGAAUUACACGGACAUUCUGGAGAAAGAGGGCAGCAUAGAAGGAGUGAUACGAUACAUCAACACAUCCCACACCCAUCUAAACACAACUCACUGCCGACACGGCUGGACUUUUGACCGUCACAAUAGUGACACCAGCCUGAUCACGGAAUUUUUACUGGUAUGCGGCGCAGCAUUUCUGCCCACCCUGGCCUAUAUUUUGACUUCUACGGGCGGGGUACUGGGCAUUCCUUUGGGCGGUUAUUUCAGUGAUCACUAUGGACGAAAACGAUCAUUUUUUGUGUUUUUACUGUUAUACGUGUUGCUGGGUGUGGGCUCUUGUUUUGCACCGAAUUUCAUCGCCUUCGUCGUGAUAGCGUGUGUACAGAAUAUAUUUACUAACCCCUGUUAUAUCCUGCCUUAUAUGGUGGGCAUUGAAAUUCUCACGCCCGGAAUCCGUUCGACGUUUUCCGUCCUUCUGACUGUUGCAUUUACGUUGGGAGGUGUGGCUUUUACCGCGGUAGCCUAUUUUAUCCGGCACUGGCGGUAUUUGAUAUUCGCUUCCACGGCGCCAUUCUUUUUGUUCCUCGGUUACUGGUUUGUCAUGCCGGAAUCCCCUCGGUGGUUGUUAUCGAUUGGACAGUUUUCUGAAACGGAAAAGUUCCUCCGCAAAGUGGCGAAAGCCAAUGGCAAAAUCUAUGACGAAGAAUGUGAAGCGAAAUACAGCGAACUCCAAGAGCUGUACGCAGAAAAGAAGCGAUUAUCCUCUGGAAUGAAUCCCAAGAAGACUUCCUGGCUUGAUCUUCUGAAAUAUCCUAAUUUGCGGAAAAAGACUUUGGUUUUGACCUAUCUCAGCUGCGCCGUCAACGUAAUAUAUACAGGGCUGAAUUAUUAUGCUCCUGCGCUUGGUGAAAAUCCAUACCUCAGUUUUUUGUUGGUUGGAUUAGUGGAGCUGCCGGGAUCAUUGUUCACUCAGUUAAUUGCCGACCGUCUCGGACGACGCUUGACCAUGAUUGUGUGUUUUGUGGCCGGAACUGCUUCUUGUAUCGCAACUGUUGCGAUACCGUCCCAGGGCAGUUCGACGUGGCCGAUACUGCUCACCUUGUUUUUAGUCGCCAAAUUAUUUGUCACUUCUGCGUACACCGUACAAGAACUUAUGGUUUAUGAACUUUUUCCAACAGUACUGCGCGGUGAAGGUGUGGCACUGACAAAUAUCGUGGGUUACUUCGUCAGCAAUUUCGGACCCGUUAUUGUGUAUCUCCGUUUCAAUGGCGCAGCAUUUCCGAUGAUAGUGUUUGGAUGUUUGUCGGCUAUCGGAAUUUUUGCAACUAUGAUUUUGCCGGAGACACUGAAUUGUCCACUGCCGGAGACCAUCCCGGAAGCCGAAAAUUUUGGAAAGCUUACUAACGUUCGAGAUGUUUUUCGUAUUGGGCGUAGGAGCCCAAAUGUCCCCGCUACACAAGAUCUGUCCAAGAGGUGGUUGCCUGUUCUCACCCUGGUCAGUAUCGUUCUGAUUCUCCGGCCGACGUCUGAUGUGGAACUUCCUUGUCCGGCAAUCAGAAGCCUGGAGAAAUGACCGCGGUACCGAUUCUGAUGGGACUGGAUGCAGCGCCACACGCCGCGGAGUAAAGAGAUCAUUAUACCGUUGAACAGCUGCCAUGAGGAGCGAUUGGGCAGUAACCGCUGACCGAGUGUUUGAGAAAGAAAACUUAGGCUUUCUGGAAAAGCCAGAUGCAGAUGGCGUAGGAGAAUGAUCUGCAGCCAACAGAUACCAUGACAUUAAAUACUGCAGCUCCAGUGAAUGUGCAGGAUGCGUAACUGCGAAAAACAUGUAAACUGUCAACAAAAACUUCAAGCACCUGAAGCUAGUCCUGACCAAUCGUUUUCUUCGGAAUUUUCGCCACCGUCCACAUCGAAUUUAGCAUCAUCCCAUCGAGUGCGCGCUUGUUCUAAAGUGGAUUCAUAUCGGCAUUCUACUUC